UCGCCCGAGGCCAUGGCUGAGGGCUCCGCCGCCACGGCCGCGGCGGCCUCGGCUCCUCGGCUGCGGGCGGGCGGGCGAGGAGGCGGCCGGCCGUGGGGAAGGAAGGCAGAGGGAGGAAGGCGGCGAGCGGGCGGGGGGAGAGGGGGCGGGCGGCGGGGGAAGGGGCGGGCGCGGCGGCCGCGGCGGCGGCGGGGCUUCCCCGCCUCCCUCGCCUUGGUGCGCCCCGCGCUCGCUCGGCCGCUGCUCGUCCCGGCUCCCCGCCUCGCCUCGCCGCAACCGCCCGCCCUGGCCGCGCCUCCUCCUGCCCUCCGGGCCGGCGCUCCGCUUCCCCCUUCCUCCUGCGCCUCCGCCUCCUUCCACACAAAUACCAACUCCUCAGCCCGAGCCCAGAUCUCGCCGCCGCCGCCGCCGCCACACUCUGCUCGGGCCGGGCCUCGCGAGACUUCCGCGCUGGCCUCAGCCCGCCCCGCCUCACUGCCACUCGCCCGCUCGCCCUCUCGCUCCUCCUUCUCUGCCAAUCGAUCUGCCCGCUGGCUGCCGAGGCCCCGCCCACUCGCCGGGCUCCUCCUGGAUUGGGGCCGGUGGGACCGGGGGCGGGGCCGCCCGCACGCGCGCUGGCUGGCCGGCCCGCGGCGCGUGACGUCAGCGCGCCGCCGCCGCUGCCGCUGCCUCCCGCCGCUCGGUGUCGCGCGGCUCCCGCCCUCCGCGGUGCAACAGCCACAAAACGCGCUGCCUCGGGCCCGGGCCGCACUCGGGAGCGGGGUGUCGCCGCUGCAGCCGCCGCCUCGGGAGCCGAUGUAAAGCUUCCUAGAUGGAGAAUAGAACUAUUCCACUUCUGGCUUCUACUUGGAGUAAGUAGCCAUGUCCAGCAGUGAGUUCAUGCUGUAGGGAUUCAUUAGUACCCAUCUCUUCAGUGUUCAGAGUUGCAAACUUGCCACUGCAUGCCCUCACGCAUGUAUAGCUCUUAAAUCACAUUUCCUCACCCUCUAUUUGGACUGUUGUAUUUUUAGGGUCCAAAUUUAGUAACUUACAUGUUACAUAAUUAAUGUGUAGAUUUUCAUCUUAUUAGAUAUAUCUGUCAUAUGAACCUACUGAUGUUGGGGAGGGGGUGUCUUGAUUCUCACUCAACAUAUCUUACCUGCCAGCUUGAUAUUAAUAAUAGCAGCUAACUUUCAUGUAGCCCUUACCAUGCGCCAGGCAUUGUUCUAAGCACACAUAUUAACUCAUUCAGUUGGCACAGCCAUGAGGUAUAGGUACUGUUAGCUCCAAUUUAUGGUUUACAGAUGUGUGAUCAAUAUACAGUUUAUGGGGUGCUUUUUCAACUUUAAACCCAAGUGAAACCUGGGUUAUGGAUCAUAAAUACCUUUAGAAACCACGUGGGGGAAAUGGUGGAAUACGCUACUGUAUGUCGUGUGCAUGUAUGUGCAUUUGCUUAAAGAAUGUGUGGGUGUGGGGUCCCUGUGGCAGUCACUUCAUUGCCUGCCUAACUACUUUUUUUUUUUUUUUUUUGAGACGGAGUCUUGCUCCAUCACCCAGGCUGGAGUGCAGUGGCCAGAUCUCUA
This is a messenger RNA of Sapajus apella (tufted capuchin), 1562 nucleotides long. RefSeq names its product serine/arginine repetitive matrix protein 3-like. NCBI's taxonomy places the organism in Eukaryota, Metazoa, Chordata, Mammalia, Primates, Cebidae. The transcript has 2 exons. The coding region runs from base 13 to 801 and encodes 262 amino acids. The record is from RefSeq and is a predicted model, not a curated record.